CAAAUGGUGUUCUUAAUUCUUUGGAAAUGUAAGAAAUGCUUGGAGAAAGGGUUAGUAAUGCAAAAUCUAAAACCCAAAGGAUCUGAUGGUAAUUAACCCAUUUCUGGGAUGCGUCGGCUUGUAAGUGAAUUUUACUGGAUGCCCAAAAGGGAACUGACGAAGUAAGAAGUUUCGCUUUCCAAAUCAUUAGUUAAAUAAUCUUACAUUUUAAACUUUCCAAUUUGAUUCUUCUUCAUUUUCUAUCUUUCUUUCGACAUCAAUCAAUUUAUAUAUAGCACCAACGAAACAAAAAAGUUUCUCACUCUUUCAGCUGACGCCUUGGUUUUGAUUCAUUCAUCUUCUUUUCACUCUAUUCUUCAUUUUCCAAAUAUUCAUUUCUUGAAACUUUUUCCCAUAAAAUCUGCUCCUUUUCUGAAAUCAAUCACUUUGUUGCAAUCUUUUUAGUGAAUUGCUAUUUGGGUUUUUUCUAGAUUUUGAAAAAAGGGGGUGAAUCAAAAAGUUUAUUAUUGAUAUUUUCUUGGAUUUGGGUCUGGUUGUGAGAAGUUUGUAGUGGGUCUUGGCCAAAAUUGAGUCUUUUAAUAAUCUAAGCAUUUGAUUUGUUGGAUUUUCUUGGAAUUUUUGACCUCAUGAUUGUUCUUUGAAGUGGGGAUUAUAUUUGAUCGUUGUGAGAGAUUGAUUUAGAGAGAUGGCUGCAAAAGAGUUAAUUGAGAUCAAAUUCAGGCUUGCUGAUGGCAGUGAUAUUGGACCCAACAAGUAUAUGCCUAACACCAGAGUUGAUACUCUUAAAGAAAAGAUUAUUGCACAGUGGCCCAAAGAUAAAGAUUAUGGGCCAAAGACAAUAAAUGAUGUGAAGCUUAUUAAUGCUGGAAGGAUACUUGAGAACAAUAAGACACUAGGUGAAUCCAGACUUCCAGUUGCUGAAGUACCAGGAGGUGUCAUCACUAUGCAUGUCGUUGUACGCCCUCCUAUGAAUGAAAAAAGCAGUGAUAAACUGCAGGACGAUUCCCUGAAGAAAGGUGGCUGUGGAUGCACAAUCUUGUGAUCCAUUUGACCAGAUAACAAGAAUUACUCCAGUUUAAUAAUAUUCCAUAGGUCAUGGAUUUUUCAGUAGCGGGACUUUUGGAUGCUUUAAGAAGUAUCUUGAACGUUACUGGAAUCCAAGAAGAUAUGAAAUGACAAAAUUCGAAGAUCAAAUAUCAUUGAAGCUCUUUGUUUUUACCUUUUUUCCUUCUCUUUUCAUUGUAUUACCUUUAGAUUUCAGCUUGGAAAUCUAGAAGGCAAAAAGGGAUUGGUGCCAUUGCUGUGUAGGAACUUCUGUGGAAAGGAUGUAAAAGUUUUACUUUCUUUUUCAGGUUGGGGUGGGGGGCAAACUUGUUACAAGAAGCACAAAAGAACUGUUGAAAAUCAUAGAUGGUUUGAUUUCAUUUGAUUCCACAUUCA
Molecule: messenger RNA, 1440 nt
Organism: Nicotiana tabacum (common tobacco)
Lineage: Eukaryota; Viridiplantae; Streptophyta; Magnoliopsida; Solanales; Solanaceae
Product: membrane-anchored ubiquitin-fold protein 3-like
Molecular function (GO): protein binding
Source: RefSeq, a predicted model, not a curated record